UUUCUAUAUAUCCAUUAACAUUUACCAAAACAACUCUUGUGCUUGAUUGUGUUAUAAAUUUACAAUAGCUUUAUAUAACAAGUUAUUGUUUAGAUUAUACCCAACAACAACUACCAAGAAAAGUUGUAUCAAAUUCAAGAAAGUUUUUGCUUGUUAUAAUACCAUGUCUUCUGCUUCUGAUCAUGAUCAAUCCAUUGGUUUUAAUGAACCAAGAAUUGUGACCAAGAAAGUCCUUGCUAAGCCUCAACAUGAAGGUGAUGGUGCUGUGGUUAGGAGGGGCAUUGGAUGCCAUGAAUUGAGGUUCUUGGAUCCUUUUCUGAUGCUGGAUGAUUUUUCAGUGAGUGCUCCUGCUGGUUUUCCUGAUCAUCCACAUAGAGGGUUUGAGACUGUUACAUACAUGCUUCAGGGGGGCAUCACUCAUCAAGAUUUUGCAGGCCAUAAGGGUACCAUUCACACUGGAGAUGUGCAGUGGAUGACAGCAGGCAGAGGUAUAAUUCACUCAGAAAUGCCUGCUGGUGAGGGAGUACAGAAUGGCUUACAGCUUUGGAUCAAUCUUUCUUCUCAAGACAAAAUGAUUGAACCAAGGUAUCAAGAACUAUUAAGCGAGGACAUAAAAUAUGCAGAGAAAGACGGGGUUGAAGUUCGAAUACUGGCAGGAGAAUCGAUGGGCGUAAGGUCUCCAGUUUACACCAGAACGCCAACAAUGUACUUGGAUUUCACUCUAAAACCGAAAACUCAAAUGCAUCAAAGUAUUCCAGAAUCAUGGAAUGCAUUCGUGUACAUCAUCGAAGGCGAAGGAGCAUUUGGCGUCAAAAACACUUCAGUUGUAGCAGCUCAUCAUGUUCUAGUUCUGAGCUCCGGAGAUGGUUUAAGCAUUUGGAACAAAUCCUCGUCGAAGACAUUAAGAUUCGUGCUAGUUGCAGGGCAGCCGAUUAACGAGCCAAUAGUUCAGCACGGACCUUUUGUGAUGAACACAAAGGAGGAAAUUGAUCAGACAAUUCAAGAUUAUCAUUACAACAGAAAUGGAUUUGAAAUGGGAAAGUAUUGGAAUUCUAAGUGAAAGAAAGUUGGAAGAAAAUAAACAAAGAUACCAUGUUUAUGAAUGUCUUUAUCAGUCAAAAAUGUUCCAUUUUUAUAAAAUAGCAAUCAAAUAUGUUCUAGAAUAUCUACAAGCUGCUAGAGUAGCAAAGUCAAUGAUGGAUCAGCUCAUCUUAGUUGAUCUUUCCAAUUUAAAAGUUUUUUGUUGUGGUAGUUGAAGCUUAUUAAUCAAUUACAUUUUUUUGUGUUUUCAA
Molecule: messenger RNA, 1292 nt
Organism: Mercurialis annua (annual mercury)
Lineage: Eukaryota; Viridiplantae; Streptophyta; Magnoliopsida; Malpighiales; Euphorbiaceae
Product: pirin-like protein
Exons: 6
Coding region: 164-1060 (298 amino acids)
Source: RefSeq, a predicted model, not a curated record